Messenger RNA from Globicephala melas (long-finned pilot whale), 2487 nucleotides. RefSeq names its product trypsin like peroxisomal matrix peptidase 1 (gene TYSND1). Gene Ontology annotation, biological process: protein processing; regulation of fatty acid beta-oxidation. Lineage: Eukaryota; Metazoa; Chordata; Mammalia; Artiodactyla; Delphinidae. Gene Ontology annotation, molecular function: serine-type endopeptidase activity. The record is from RefSeq and is a predicted model, not a curated record. Gene Ontology annotation, cellular component: peroxisome.
GGAAGACCUGGGAUAGUGCCUGCGCUUCUCGCUGCCAGCUUUGGGUGGCGCUACGUGGGGUCAGCUGGUGCCGGCCGCGGUCCUUGCUCGCUCGCUUGUUCCCCGGGAAGCCCCUGGUGUGCCGUCCCCGAGGCCAUGGGGCGGCAGUGGGGGCCAGCCAUGAGGGCGGCCGAGCAGGCGGGCUGCGUGGUGAGCGCCACCCGGGCUGGGCAGCCCGAGGCGGGCUCGUGGAGCUGCAGCGGGGUGAUCCUGAGCCGCCGCCUGGGCCUGGUGCUGUGCCACGGGGGCAUCUUCACCCCCUUCCUGAGGGCCGGCAGCGGGGCGCUGACCGCGGCCGGCGCCGUCUUCCUGCCCGGCGACAGUUGCGGCGACGACCUGCGCCUGCACGUGCAGUGGGGCCCAACGGCCGCGAGUCCGGCAGGCCGCGCGGAGAGGGGCCGCCCGGGGCUGUGCACGCCCCAGUGCGCCGGCCUGGAGCCCGGCCCGCCCGCCCGGUUCCGCGGACGGCCGCUGCAGCCCCCCCGGCCCGCCGAGCUGCUGCUGCUCUUGAGCUGCCCGGCCUUCCGGGGCCACUUCGCGCGCCUCUUCGGCGGCGAGGCGGCCAAGCAGUGGAGCUUCGCGAGCGCCGCACCGGACGACGAGGUGUCGGAGGAGGAGGAGGAAGACCAGCUGAGAGCGCUGGGCUGGUUCGCCCUGCUGCGCGUGCGGCCGGACCCGGAGAAGGAGGCGGAGGCGGAGGAGCGCGGGCCGGUAUUGGCCGUGGCGCCUCUCGGGGCUGUGCCCAAGGGUGAGCCGCUGGUGGCCUGCGGCUCCCCGUUCGGGGCCUUCUGCCCCGACAUCUUUCUCAACACGCUCAGCUGCGGCGUCCUCAGCAACUCGGCCGGCCCUCUGCUGCUCACCGACGCGCGCUGCCUGCCAGGCACCGAGGGUGGCGGCGUGUUCGAGGCGCGACCUGCAGGGGCGCUGGUGGCGCUGGUGGCGGCGCCCCUCUGCUGGAAGGCCCGCGAGUGGGUGGGCCUCACGCUGCUCUGCGCCGCCGCCCCUCUCCUCUGCGCCGCCCGAGCGGCCCUCUGCCGCCUGCACCCCGGCGCCGCCGCCCUGGCCGCCUUCCUACCACAUGAGAUGGGCUCCCCGUGGGGCCUGCCCCUCCGAGACCCCGGACCCCCCUGGGCAGCUGCGGCCGUGCUGGUGGAGUGCGGUUCCGUUUGGGGCUCCGGAGUGGCCGUGGCACCCCGCCUCGUGGUGACCUGUCGGCAUGUGGCCCCUCGGGAGGCGGCCAAGGUCCUGGUGCGCUCCACCACCCCCAAGAGCGCCGUAAUCUGGGGACAUGUGGUAUUUGCCACCCAGGAGACAUCUCCCUAUGAUAUAGCAGUGGUGAGCCUGGAGGAGGAUCUAGAUGGUGUCCCUGUACCUGUGCCCGCUGAGCAUUUCCAUGAAGGCGAGGCUGUCAGUGUGGUGGGCUUCGGUGUCUUUGGCCAGGCCUGCGGGCCCUCGGUGACCUCAGGCAUCCUGUCAGCUGUGGUGCAGGUGGAUGACACACCAGUGAUGCUUCAGACCACGUGUGCUGUGCAUGGUGGCUCCAGUGGGGGACCUCUCUUCUCCACCUGCUCCGGGGACCUCCUGGGCAUCAUCGCCAGCAACACCCGGGACAAUAACACGGGGGCCACCUACCCCCACCUGAACUUCAGCAUUCCCAUCACAGUGCUCCAGCCGGCCCUGCAGCGGUACAGCCAGGCAGGCGACCUGGGCGGCCUCCGCCAGCUGGACCGCGCCCCUGAGCCAGUGAGGGUGGUGUGGCGGCUGCAGCGACCCCUGGCAGAGGCCCCGCGGAGCAAGCUCUGAAGCUGUGGCACCCCUCUAGAGAGAAGAGCAACCAUCUGAUGCCGUGGGGAGCGCUGAGGCUGGUGGCCUGAGGACCCUGACACGGCACACCCCAGCCAGGCUGCAUCCCCAUCACCACCCACCUUGCUCAGCUCUGGAGUCUGGACCAAACUUCUCUUUAGCCCCCACGGAUCUCUUACCUGGCAGCCCGUUUUGGGGUGCUUUCUCGAGCCGCCACCUCUCUCUUCCCCCGACACUAGGCUCAGCUCUGUUCUUUCCCCUUCUGGGGAGCGCAGUACAACCGUACAACAGACAGACCUGGUCCUGACAGACAGAUGUUACUGGAAGGCAGGCCCAGCCACGGUUCCCUGUCUCCUGAGGGUCACUGGGCGCCUGCAGCGGCGGCUUCCUUGGGGCCUGGACUCCUCUCUGCUCUCGGUCAGAAUGGGGCUGACAGCACUGGGGCUUCCUCAGAAAACCUCAGCAGAGAGGCCCUGCUCUGAAGACCAGAGGCGGAAGGGAAAGAGCAUCUUCCUGUUCCGCUGGACCAGCGGUGGCGUCCCCGAAAGCCAGGACUCCCGGCUCUUCGUGUGUCGGGUGCCCUGACCUACAGGGGCACGCUGACACAGUGCCUUAAUUUUCCGGCCCGCAAAGUGGCUCUCAGGG